AGGAUCAUGGCGGAUGGCCCCAGGUGUAAGCGCAGAAAGCAGGCGAACCCGCGGCGCAAUAACGUUACAAAUUAUAAUAAUGUGGUAGAAACAAAUUCGGAUUCAGAUGAUGAAGAUAAACUACAUAUUGUGGAAGAAGAAAGUGUUACUGAUGCAGGGGAUUGUGAUGCUAGUGUGCCAGAAGAUGAUUUGCCAACAGACCAGACAGUGUUACCAGAAAGCCAUGAACAGGAAGGAAGUGCCAGCAGUUGCUGGGAAGAUGAUGGAAAGGAAGGAAAAGAAAUCCUGGGGCCUGAAGCUCAGGCAGAUGAAGCUGGAUGUGCAGUAAAAGAGGAUGAAUGUGACUCAGAUGCAGAAAAUGAACAAAACCAUGAUCCUAAUGUGGAAGAAUUCCUGCAACAAGAAGCUACAGCUGUUAUCUAUCCUGAAGCACCCGAGGAAGACCCGAGGCGAGGCACCCCCGAAGCUAGUGGUCAUGAUGAAAAUGGGACACCCGAUGCAUUUUCUCAGCUUCUCACCUGCCCAUAUUGUGACCGAGGCUACAAACGCUUUACCUCCCUGAAAGAACACAUUAAAUAUCGCCAUGAAAAAAAUGAGGACAACUUUAGUUGUUCCCUGUGCAGUUACACGUUUGCAUACAGAACACAACUUGAACGUCACAUGACAUCCCAUAAAUCAGGAAGAGAUCAAAGACAUGUGACCCAGUCUGGGGGUAACCGGAAAUUCAAGUGCACAGAAUGUGGAAAAGCUUUCAAGUACAAACACCACCUUAAGGAGCACUUAAGGAUCCACAGCGGAGAGAAGCCAUAUGAAUGCCCAAACUGCAAGAAACGUUUUUCCCAUUCUGGUUCCUAUAGCUCACACAUCAGCAGUAAAAAAUGUAUCGGUUUGAUGCCUGUGAACGGCCGUUCAAGAACAGGGCUCAAGCCAUCACAGUGCUCCUCCCCUUCUCUGUCAGCAUCACCGGGCAGUCCCGCGAGGCCUCAGAUACGGCAGAAGAUUGAAAACAAGCCCUUGCAAGAACAGCUUCCAGUAAACCAAAUUAAAACGGAACCUGUGGAUUAUGAAUUCAAACCCAUCGUGGUUACUUCAGGAAUCAACUGUUCAGCCCCUUUACAGAAUGGGGUUUUCAGUGGCGGUAGCCCCUUACAGGCUACCAGUUCUCCUCAGGGUGUGGUGCAAGCUGUUGUCCUCCCAACAGUAGGUUUGGUGUCUCCCAUAAGUAUUAACUUGAGUGACAUUCAAAAUGUACUCAAAGUGGCAGUCGACGGUAAUGUUAUACGGCAAGUUUUGGAGAACAAUCACGCCAAUCUUGCAUCCAAAGAUCAGGAAACAAUCAGCUCGCCAGCCAUACAGCCAGGUGGCCAUUCCCUCAUCUCCGCUAUUAGUCUUCCUUUGGUUGACCAGGAUGGAACAACCAAAAUCAUCAUCAACUACAGCCUUGAGCAGCCUGGUCAGCUUCAGGUUGUUCCCCAGAACCUGAAAAAAGAAAACUCAGUCCCCAACAACAGUUGCAAAAGUGAAAAGUUGCCCGAAGACCUUACGGUGAAGUCUGAGAAGGAUAAGCACUUUGAAGGGGGCGCCGAAGACAGCACUUGCCUUCUGUGUGAGGACUGCCCAGGAGAUCUGAAUGCACUUCCAGAGCUAAAGCACUAUGACCCAAAGCAGCCUGCUCCGUCUGCUCAGCCCAGCACCCCCGAAGCUGAGAAGUCUGAGCCCCCUGUCCCGACAGACCCUGUAGAGGGUCGCUUGUCUCCCAGUCAGCCACCCCUAAAAAACCUCCUGUCUCUCCUCAAAGCGUACUAUGCUCUCAAUGCACAGCCAAGUGCAGAAGAGCUCUCCAAAAUUGCCGAUUCAGUAAACCUGCCCUUGGAUGUAGUGAAGAAGUGGUUUGAAAAGAUGCAAGCUGGACAGAUUUCAGUCCAGCCUUCAGAACCGUCCUCCCCUGACCCAGGCCAAGGGAACGUUCCUGCCGAUGACAACGAUCCAUCAGGACCUGCCAACACUGACGAGCCCCAGGACAGCACAACGACUUCAAAGAGUCCCAGGAAGGUGACGAAGUCUCCCGUUUUGCCAGCAGGGUCAUCUCUGAACGGCUCCAGAAGUCGCACGCCAUCCCCAUCACCACUCAACCUUUCUUCAUCCCGAAACACACAGGGUUACUUGUACACAGCAGAAGGGGCCCCCGAAGAGCCACAGGUCGAACCUCUUGAUCUUUCACUACCAAAGCAACAUGGAGAAUUAUUGGAGAGAUCCACCAUCACUAGUGUUUACCAGAACAGUGUUUAUUCUGUCCAGGAAGAGCCCUUGAACUUGUCAUGUGCAAAAAAGGACCCGCCAAAGGACAGUUGUGUGACAGACUCAGACCCAGUUGUAAAUGUGAUCCCACCAAGUGCCAACCCCAUAAAUAUCGCCAUCCCCACCGUCACUGCCCAGUUACCUACAAUCGUUGCCAUUGCUGACCAGAACAGUGUUCCAUGCUUACGAGCACUCGCUGCCAAUAAGCAGACCAUCCUGAUUCCCCAGGUGGCAUAUACGUAUUCUACUACGGUCAGCCCUGCAGUCCAAGAACCGCCUGCAAAGAUGACCCAGCCUAAUGGAAAUCAGGAUGAAAGGCAAGACACUAGCUCAGAAGGAGUAUCAAAUGUGGAGGAUCAGAAUGAUUCUGAUUCUACACCACCAAAAAAGAAAAUGCGCAAGACAGAAAAUGGAAUGUACGCCUGUGAUUUGUGUGAUAAGAUAUUCCAGAAAAGCAGUUCACUAUUAAGACAUAAAUAUGAACAUACAGGUAAACGACCUCAUGAGUGCGGAAUCUGCAAAAAGGCAUUUAAACACAAGCAUCAUUUAAUCGAACACAUGCGACUGCAUUCUGGAGAAAAGCCUUAUCAAUGUGACAAAUGUGGAAAACGCUUCUCACACUCGGGGUCUUAUUCACAACACAUGAAUCAUCGCUACUCCUAUUGCAAGAGAGAGGCCGAGGAACGUGAUGGCACAGAACAGGAAGAGACGGGAUCAGAAGCCCUGACUCACGAGCAUGCUGGUGCCAGGGCGUCUCCCUCCCAGAUGGACUCAGAUGAGAGAGAGAGCUUAACAAGGGAAGAAGAUGAGGAUAGUGAAAAAGAGGAAGAUGAAGAGGAGGAAAAGGAGAUAGAGGAACUUCAGGAAGAAAAAGAAUGUGGAAAACCACAAGAGGAGGAGGAGGAUGAGGAAGAGGAGGAAGAGGAGGAGGAGGGAGAAGGAGCAAACACUGAAGGUACUGGGAAGGACGAAGAGGCCGUCGAUGGAGCUCACAGUGUAGAACAAGAAGUCACAGAGAAUGGUGAACGAGGAUCAAAAGAGAAGACAAAGGAAGCCUGAUCGUAUUUUUCCUAAAAGGAAAAUAAAUUCUUACUGGUAAUGAAGUUUGUUCUAUACUAUACAUGCUUUUCAUGGAAACAUGGUAGCUUGCAUACCAUGAUUUCUCUUCACUACUGUGUAAAAAAAAAAAAAAGUUAAAAAAAAAUACAAAAACCCACAAAAAAAAAAAUAUCCAGGUGUGCCUGAACCUCAAACCUAGUAAUUUUUCACGCAAUUUUCAAAGUUAGGAACAAGUUUGUAACAUGAAGCAGAUUAGAAAAAUAUAGUGACUCUGAAAGCAAAGAUUUAACAGGUUGAAGGAAACCUGAUUUAUUAGACAAGCAUCUGGCAUCAUUUUCUUUUAUCAGUAUUAAUUUUUCAUUCUUUUGUUGGUUAAUUUUUGAGCUGUACAAUUGGGAGAGAUUUAUAUAAUUUUUUAUUGGUAAAACAUUUGCUAAAUCCGCUUCAGUAUUUUAUUAUGUUUUUUAAAAUGUGAGAACUUCUGCACUACAAAAUUCCCUACCCAGAAGUACGAUGCAGUUCCAAACCGCGCUGGCUACCUUCUGUCACGUCUGUCUCAGAGGUGGUCCAUGUCUAACAUUUAGAUGCUGUAGUAGAGCAUUUUAUCAUUUCAAGUGUGGUGUUAGCCUUCAGAAAGCAGCCCAUAGAAGAACUGAAGUUUCUUACUUAUGUGGUUUAAAAUGUAGUUUAAAAGAUUGUCGUUGAGUUCUGAUUGCAGGGACUAACAGUGUUAAUACUGGUAAGGACAGCGAAGUCGUCAAAAAUCAGUGUUUGUAAUUGUGUUUGAGUAUGUAGUAACAAAUAUGAAGGAUAUGAUAUGAAGCUUUGUAUCUCCUUUGGCCUUAAGCAAGACCUGUGUGUGCUGUAAGUGCCAUUGAUCAGUAUUUUAAAGGCUCUAGCCGGCCUUGUUCAAUGUGUGGCCUACAAUAACUAGCAUUUGUUGAUCUGUAUCAAAGUUCUGAAAUGAAAUGUCAGAACACCAAUUCUGUCAUUAGAGAAACAAAAUCCCUGGAACAUUUCAUCCUUUAAUUACUCAGUAUUCAUUUUGGGUUAAUUGACUUUCAGAAUUUCUCUUCAGUAAUGACAAGGGAAAAUUUCUAAUCUGCUCUAUCCAUUGGUUUUAAUUUCAGACACAAACACUUCAUCAUUAUUUGGCUCAUAACUGUUUCCAAAUGUUAGUUAUUAUGGACCCCAUUUAUUAACAAAGUUAGCUGAUUUGUACCUAUCAGUAUUAUUUUUAUUUCUUUUAGUUUAUAGAUCUGUGCAACAUUUUUGUACUGUAUGUCUUCGAACCUCGCAGUAUUAAUACCCUUCUUACUGACAUAUGUACCUUUUUAGUUUUAGAAAACUUUUAUAUUUAUGUGUCUUAUUUUUAUAUUUCUUUAUUUAUUACACAGUGUAGUGUAUAAUACUGUAGUUUGUAUUAAUACAAUAAUAUAUUUUAGUAUGAAAAUUUGGAAAGUUGAUAAGAUUUAAAGUAGAGAUGCAAUUGGUUCUCUUGCAUUGAGAUUUGAUUUAACAGUGUUAUGUUAACAUUUAUACUUGCCUUGGACUGUAGAACAGAAGAUUAAAAUGGGAAUGUAUUAGUUUUACAAUUACAAUCAAGUCAUUUUACCUUUACCCAGUUUUUAAUAUAAAACUCUUAAAUUUUGAAAUUCACCGUGUGACUAAUCGCAUGAUGCUCUGCAGUUUCAUUAAGGGAUUAGCCCGACCAUAAAGCUCUCAUUUCCUUAGAAAGCCAAACUAGAAUAACCUUCUAGAAACAGCAUUGGGAACAAUGUCUAACAGUUCUGUGCCAAUUUGUUCCUGUAUUCAUGUAUGUAAGUUACAAAUCUGAAUCUUCAUUUUUAAGUUCCGCCAUGUUGUUACAUCAUGGUCAUUUUCUAGUUUUUUACCAGACUCCCCCAUCUCACAAUAAAAUGCGUCAACAAGCCUGA
Molecule: messenger RNA, 5294 nt
Organism: Vombatus ursinus (common wombat)
Lineage: Eukaryota; Metazoa; Chordata; Mammalia; Diprotodontia; Vombatidae
Gene: ZEB1
Product: zinc finger E-box binding homeobox 1
Exons: 9
Coding region: 7-3357 (1116 amino acids)
Biological process (GO): regulation of transcription by RNA polymerase II; anatomical structure development
Molecular function (GO): DNA-binding transcription factor activity, RNA polymerase II-specific; RNA polymerase II cis-regulatory region sequence-specific DNA binding
Source: RefSeq, a predicted model, not a curated record